This is a messenger RNA of Episyrphus balteatus (marmalade hoverfly), 953 nucleotides long. RefSeq names its product post-GPI attachment to proteins factor 2-like. Lineage: Eukaryota; Metazoa; Arthropoda; Insecta; Diptera; Syrphidae. The coding region runs from base 39 to 953 and encodes 304 amino acids. The record is from RefSeq and is a predicted model, not a curated record. Gene Ontology annotation, cellular component: Golgi membrane; endoplasmic reticulum membrane. The transcript is spliced from 5 exons. Gene Ontology annotation, biological process: GPI anchor biosynthetic process.
GGACAUACGAAUCAAAAAGAUAAUCACAAAAAAAAAAAAUGAACAACAUGACGACGACAAACGAUGAAAUUCAAAGCAAAAAAGUUGAGGAAAAUUCCAACAAAAAAGAUUCAAAUAGCCCAGAAAAGUUUGUUGUACACUUCCUAGCCAGCUUCCAUGAUAUCUGUGUUGUUACCGCAAUGCUUCCACUUUUCACAUUGUUGUGUUGUUUUGUCUCUGCGUAUGUCUUCCAAGCUGAUGAGGUCCAUGAAACACAUUGCCGAGUCUAUAAUAUAAUUCCAUCGAUAAGUGCAAUUACGGGAGUUAGUCCUCAACGUUACUUUUGGAGAAUAAGUAUCGCCUUACAUAUAGGACCCAGGCUGCCUAUAGCAGUUGUAUACAAAAACUAUUACCGUAGCCUUAUAAGCAAAUUAAAUUCUCCAGAAUCGAUAAAAAAGGCUGAAACCUUGGCUCGGUUGGUUUUCUGGUUAAAUGCAAUCGAAAUAACAUCGCUUGGAGGAGUAACUUAUAUUUCAAAUCGAGAAAAUUAUCCUCUUCAUGAAAAGAUUUUCAUAAUCUUCAUGACAUGUUCUCUGUGUCAUAUGUUGGCUACAAUCAAACUCUACAGCAUUCUCCAUGACGAACAAUCCAUAACUAACUCCCAAAGGGUCUCACUCAAAUGGAAAAAGAUUCUUUUUGCAAUUUCAAUUAUCAGUACGGUUGGUCUCUUGGUAUUCUUUGCUAAACAUCGAUUAUAUUGUCAUGAUUUAGCAUUUAGUGUGUUUGCAUUUUGCGAGUAUGUCAUUGCUGUGGCCAAUAUGUGCUUUCAUUUUACUAUUAUUUGGGAUUUCCCAUCACAGUACAUGUUUAUUGCGCAAGGACCACUAAAAGUUAUCGAGGAACAUAUAUGCAAUACCUCGCCGCCGCUGCCACCAACACCAUCAAGUGAUAAUGAAACUAAAAAGAAUGAAUAA